Messenger RNA from Trypanosoma brucei brucei TREU927, 3522 nucleotides. RefSeq lists its product as hypothetical. Bases 1 to 3522 code for a protein of 1173 amino acids. NCBI's taxonomy places the organism in Eukaryota, Euglenozoa, Kinetoplastea, Trypanosomatida, Trypanosomatidae. The record is from RefSeq and is a predicted model, not a curated record. The transcript has a single exon.
AUGCUGACUGCACUGCAUGUAACACUUCCACGUGGACAAGCACGCCACGACCAGAGAUGCCCCAACAGGUGCAUUGUGGCGAAUGAAAACACAGGUGAAGUUUCCCUCAUCCCAGUCGUGCACCCGUCAGAGCGGGAACCCCUUUCCAGAGGCCCUGUGGACGACACCGACGACGAGGGGGAUGAGGUGCAGUUUUGUUUCGGCCACAUUUCCAUCAGCCCCCACCACAGUAGCAUUUUCGCUAAGCAGCUGGCUCCACUCCUCCAGGAAUUGUGGCGCUGUUUCCUCUGUUACCGGUGGGGGUGUGCAAACUCGGCAGCGAAGGAAAAAGAUAUCCGUAAGAGCCACUCAGGAUGCCCCCGUAGCAGUAACCCCGCGCGAGUUUCAGAAAAAGGAAGACCGUGGUGCAGGGUUUGUUCAAACGAGCUUUACUCUUUGACACGCUCUGUGUUCGUCUACGGAAGUCAGUCGACCACGGAUCGCCGAAGUCUGUUCAUUCAUCUAGCAAAGGCUACCGGACAAGCCUUAGUGCAGUACGUUGAUUUUGCCUCCCCUUUCUGUUGUGGUGAUCGCUGUAGUGUUUCAUUCUCGUUAGUUGAUUUGCACCAUCGAUGGGGUGUGCGGGAUGUACUGAAUAUCGACGAUGUAAGGCAGGGGUAUAGCGGCCCUCACCGCACGAGGCAGAGCCAAACGCAAGGAAGGUUGUGGGUACCGCCGAAGCGCGAGGGACUUAGUAACGGAGAAAACGUUUCGCAGCGCAUACUUUGCGCUAUUAAGCAGGCUGAGGCUCCACGGUCAUUGUGCACCUUUGCGGAAAGGGAGGACCAUACGUUACGAAGCACACUUGUGCUUACUUUCUUUAUUUCCAGGCACUCACAUGGCGCGGUUGAAUUAACCGCGGAUGGAGCUACACUCUGGGGACAUAAGCACUGCCAUCGGGAGAGGCGCAGAGAAGGUUCUGUGGAGGAAGCACGGAUCAACAUCAUCCUUCUCCCAGACAGUGUAGCGGCAGCUCGCGGUAGGCGUGAUGCUGAAGAAUCUCGUUCACUGGCACGGGUCCUCCAAGCAUGUGGAAGUUGGCGUAAAAAGGUGGAGGAGGGGGAAGAUCCUGCAAGCGCUGGGGCGGUACAUGGCCGGGAACCAGGUCGUGUUGGGUCGGUAUCCGGUGAUCGGUUUGGUGGUGAGGUACAGCCCCCGCACUCAGAGGUGACCUCGGUGUCGUUGUGUGCUUCGCCGCUACUAAGUCAUCUUUUCUAUACCACUGCACAUUACAUUUGUCACGUGGGAAGGGGUCUCUAUUCUUCGGACCUCCACAACCCGGAGGCGAAGAGGGUGGGGGCGGGCAAUUGUGCUGGGUGCAUCGGCGGUGCCGAACGGCACUCACCAGGGGUAUCUCCCCAUUGUAGUAGUUGUAACCCGUCAUUAUUUGGGUCAUGUGGCUCCAGCAUUGCCGUUGACUGCGUUGACGCAAGUCUUGGGAAAAGCAUUGUUGUGUGCUGUGUCAAUUCGGGACUGGAUCACCGCCCCCAAGUGCGUCAAGCUCUUUUCUUCGUUCAUCGUGUGACAGCCGGUGGAAAGUCUCAGGGCGCCACUCCCUGCGAAAGAAACAGCUUUGAGAAUUCUGGAUCAAUCAGUGAAGUCAGACAAUAUUUCCAGAAAAAAAAGGUGGAACGGGAAAACGUUUUUUCUUGUGAACACGGCAUGCGGCAAAGUCCGGAAAGACGGUCCGCUCCGAUCCCUCAGCCUAAUGAUACCACGAAACCUGUGUGCACAGAGUUAGGAGAGCGUCCUACCGAUUUCGCCGCGUCCCCCGGUGAUGCGGGCGCUCCCAGUGAUAGGAUCUGCAGCAAGAGCAAACAUUGCUGUGAGAAUCACGUGGAGCUGGGUUCCCCCAGUAGUGAGCCUCCGCAGACAACCCACACCGCAACGGGAAUGCAUCGUCUCCACAAGCGCACAGUCUUUGGAGGGUAUGAUGGGUAUCAAACAUAUAACUUUCCCCAUGUAAACCAUGACCAAAGUGAUAAGGACUGUUCUUCACAUGGAUUCUUAUUCGAUGUAGACAAGAACAUGAGUGCACACUCGAGAGUUGUGGAAGAAGCUGCAUCAAAGGGAAACCAGCUCUCAGGUCUGAGCCGAGGGUGUACUCGGUUCUGCACGCCGGGCGACGCACACAGUCCCCUUACACCACACGCGAGACAUAUGCCCGGUGAAUCCUCGACGUAUAAUUGCAGUGCAGCUCGCGCCGCGUUGCUUGGGGAAGGACAUACGGAAGAGGAGGAAGAAAAAAAACGUCCCUGCGGUAACGUUGCUCAACUGCCGCGCUCGCAAGUGAGUGCCAGCGAGGGGCUGAACAUCUCCGGUGGGCUGGUGGGGUGGGCGAAGGGAUCUCACGAACACUGCAAGGGACCCGCGAGUGCAAUGAAAAGGACCGACGAGUUGGCACACGCAUAUUGGGACCUCAUUGAAGCGGAGGUGGAAACCCAUGAUUCGAUAGAUCAUUACGUUAGACACCAUGUGGUCGCACCACCACGCACCUCUUCUUCACCUGAACCGCAACGGGAAGUGCCCUUAUGGAAGGAAGGACGCGUGGAAGAAGACAGGAAGUCGCUCGGUAUGCCAGAGACGCUGCUGCUGCGAAAAAAAAAUGUUGAUAAGUCGACGACAACAGCCGCCACAUCGACAGAACAGCGUGUUGAGAAAAUGAUCAAUAAACUGGAGGUGCAACUUCUCCUUUUAGGGUACCGGCUCUUCCUUUCUGGAUUAUCAGAAGAUGCAGAUCCCGUAUAUGUUGCGGAAAGCCGUGAUCUGACACGUGACGAGGGAAGUGCCCACGCCAGCAACCACACGGGCGUCCACCUUCCAAAACACAUUUUUGACACGCUAGCAUCCAACCUAGCGCAGCAACCGGGAACCCUUGGCAAAUCUGAGAGCUAUCGUGUGGCUGGAAAGACCACAUUUGAACAAAGCCUUUGUUGGAAGUGUCUUGCACAUCGACACACUCGAAAAGACGAUGCGUAUAGAAGGUUUCUGGAUGUGCUUCAGGCAUUGUGCGGGCGUAUCACCCGUGAAGGGUGGCUUGACCGUACAUCUCCAUUCGCGGAGGAAGAGCAGGAGGAGCGGAUGGGUACUGGAGAACUAUCAAGGAACUUGCCCUUCUCUGUUUCGUCUAUGGAGCAGCGUGAAUCAUCGUUAUUACUGCAGGCUAGCAAGCUUACAACGGCGCUGCAUCAACGGCGGACCCACAAGCAGCAAGUGAUACAUGAUGAUGCAUGUAUGCAAAUAGCAGAGUUGCAGGAGGAACUGAGGAGAGAACGAGAGCAGCGCCGAAAGCUGCAGGAAGAGCUCGCAGAACUUCGUUUUCGGACAAGCAAAUAUAAGGCCAAGCUCUCUUUCAUUGACAGUACAUUGAAGCCAAUGGUCACCAAUGGAAUCAAGGAACUGGAGGCAAUGAUCAGUGAGCGAAAGAGGAUGCGGAGGUCUUCACGGGAGGGAGGGCGGAGUGGUGACGGGAUAGAACCGUAA